Molecule: messenger RNA, 2074 nt
Organism: Amyelois transitella
Lineage: Eukaryota; Metazoa; Arthropoda; Insecta; Lepidoptera; Pyralidae
Product: scavenger receptor class B member 1-like
Exons: 12
Coding region: 115-1785 (556 amino acids)
Cellular component (GO): cytoplasm; membrane
Molecular function (GO): scavenger receptor activity
Source: RefSeq, a predicted model, not a curated record
CAGUGUUUGAUUGGAUUGCGCGCGCGCAUGUACUCGGUCGAGUAUAUCGGUCGUUUGUCCGUCCGUCUGUGUUAGUUUUUGUUUUGGUGAAACAAAAGAUACAAAUAGCACACGAUGGUUGUCGGGACCAAGAUGACGAUACAGCAAGUGCCGAGCAAGGGAAGGAUUUCAAUUAUGAAGAUACAAAAUUUCACAGUGCACAGGCGAAAUUCCGUAAUCAGAACACUGUAUGGAGUGUUCCUGAUUCUCAUCUCCGUUGCGAUGAUCAGCACUAACCCUCUGGAAUAUUUCACCAAAAAGUUCUUGGAAGUAUCAGAAGGUUCGUUCGUGUUCAAAAUGUGGGAGACACCCACCUACCAGUUAUACUCAGAAGUGUGGGUUUACAAUUACACCAACGUCCCGGAGUUCUUGAGUGGUGAAGACAAGACUCUGAAACUGAAGGAGAUCGGCCCGUUUAGAUUCCAGGAGACACGCACAAAUCACAACAUGAGCGUAAACGCCGACGAGGGGACAAUGUUCAUGAAGCCGAACAUCACUCUGAAAUUCCUGAGGGAGGAGUCCGUAGCCGACAUUAAGGAUAUCCACGUUUAUGUCCCAAAUAUGGCUUUGCUUGCCAUUAGUACACUAGUAGCUGAUAAAUUGGGGUACUUCGCGAACGCUGGUGCCUACUACUCCAUCAACACGCUCGGCUCCAAGCUCUUCAGGAACUUGACUGUUGAGGAGCUGUUCUGGGGGUACGAAGACCCCAUGGUGACGAUCGCCAGCGGGCUGCUGCCUGGGUGGAUAGAUUUCAAGAAAAUUGGUGUGUUGGAUAGAUUUUAUGCUCAAAGGGACGCCUCAGCCGUGGUGGAACUCCGCGAUGCCAACACGAGAUUCUCUCUGAGGACCUGGGACGGCUCCGAGGGUCUCGUGGAACAGGGUUUUACGGACCUUAAUUCUAGUACACUUUGCAACCGCAUCAAAGGAUCCUACGAGGGUCUGAUGUUGCCUCCUAACGUCCGCAAAGACAGAGUCAUCCCGAUUUUCCGGAGGCAGGCGUGUCGCGUCUACCCCUUCGCUUUUAAGGAGGAGACAAAUGAGAAAUACGGAUAUAAUUAUUAUAGAUUCGCAAUGGAACAGUCGGCCAUGAGUAAUACGUCGGCGUACGCUUGCAAAUGUUCAACGAAUUGUCUCCCGAAUGGAUUUGUGGACGUCAGCAGAUGUUACUACGGAUUCCCAAUAGCUUUGUCGAAGCCACAUUUCCUAGACACUGACCCUCAGCAGCAGAGUUAUUACGAGGGCAUGCGCCCAGAUCCAGUGAAGCAUUCCUCCAUAUUGGAAUUGGAACCGACGGUGGGAGUGCCACUUUCCCUAUCGUCGAAGAUCCAGGUCAACAUCGCGGUCAGGACGUCCCCCGGGAACCCCAUCACGAGGCCUUUUAAGGACAAGAUGGUGCCGCUGAUGUGGCUCUCAUUGUAUUGCAAAGAGCCACCACCAGAGGUUGCAAAUCUGUUGAAACUGCGUUUCAUUGUCGCACCACCCUUAUUUAUAGCCAUUGAAGUGUUACUCUUCAUUGUUGGCAUAAUCCUCUGCGGACAAGGAAUUUUCAGACUUCUGAGACCAAAAUACGAAUUGGUCGAAUCUAAAUCUGAAAAUGAUGAUCUGGAAAUAAAAAAGAGUACAGCGAUAGUGAAUAUAGUUGAUAAUAGUGUGUUCAAAGAUGAUGAUGAUUUAGCUAAAGAAGCAGUUUUGCUGAUGUCAGUCGAUGAUGAUGAUUCGGAACUAGGUUUAAGGAGAGCGGCGUGAGACGUGGAUGAUGGACCUUUAAAUUAUUAGUGCCAUUGUUGUAAAUUAUUUUUUGAUUGUAAAUUAUUACAGUAAGAUUAGUAUUAUUGAUAGAAAUCAAAGUUGUGUUGUAUAAAAUGAUGUGUGUGAAUGUGUAUAUUAAGAACUUAAAGCAAUAAGAAUUAUUAUAUUAGAUAAAGAGUCUGUCAAUGGAUUCAAAAACGUUUUUACUGAAAUUUAUUUAUUUAUGUACACAAAAUUAUAUACAGGAGCAUUUAAUACAGUUAUUGUAGUACAAAUAUGCUACUCA